This is a messenger RNA of Porites evermanni, 1249 nucleotides long. NCBI's taxonomy places the organism in Eukaryota, Metazoa, Cnidaria, Anthozoa, Scleractinia, Poritidae. The record is from the annotation of a GenBank genome assembly.
CUUUUAGACGAUACUACUUUGACUGACCUUUGGAACAUGCAUCCUGAAACAUUGUGGACGGUCUGUUUAAGGCUCGACGAUCAACGGAACGUCAAGAACUGGAUGGACCUGGGAUUCGAGAUUGGCCUUUCAAGGAGUGUCUUGAGAAAGUUUAAAGAUCCCUCAGGCCACAGUCCAUCCCAAGCCAUUUUGGAAAAGAUAAAAACUCUAGAUCCGACUCUUCCAAUAACAACAAUACAGACCGUUUUAGGACGCCUGAAUCUGGGUAAAGCAGAAAGUAUACUUAACCCUCUGAAAGGUAAAAUGAUUGAACGUGCAGGUUUCCACUUUCAGACGAAAAUACCUCUGCUUACUCUUCCAUGAAUGACCUUAUCGAUAAUGUAACUUUUAAUUUCUCGAACUUUUGAUGAUACUCAAGAACAGAGAAUUAGCAAAGCCAAAGAACAAAUAUUUACGAGACUAACAAUGCUAAGGCACGUUAACUUACGGGUAUCACCUGAAGGCUCGUCGGUGUCGUUGUCGCCUGAUGUUAUCUCCAAAUAAACAAAAAAUUCAACUUGUGAAACAUUCACUGUGGGCCAAAAGGACGAGAAACCCACAACAGCACGUGUUUAAGUUAAGGCAAAUUUCCAUUUGAUGGCCACGGUCGCUACAUCAACUGAAAAAAAAAUCUUCUGUAGGCGUUGCAAUAAUACGGAAACAGAACUCAGUCACCGUUCGUGGCCGUGAAGGAAAUACUCCUAAUCUGUCACUAUUAUUGAGUCACGAGGUGACUUUAGUUUUCUCUUGUAGGUAGAGACAUCAGGACACUUCUGGGGAAUCUAGAUAUCCUGGAAGACUUAACAGGCUUGUUAGACAUGGAAGAACGUAAUUGGCGCGGUUUUGCUCUGAAGUCGGGUUAUGAAUUCUCUGUUAGCGAACUCGAUAGUUUGAGGCCAGAACCUAUCUCCAACCCAACAAAGAUGGUUUUGAACUACAUCGUUCAAAAGAACCCACAGCUAACCAUGCGAUCUUUCCUGAUGACUUUGGAGAAGAUGAAACGCCGUGAUCUUAUACACGAACUGAAAGAAUUCUUUAAACGUAAGAUUUUACAGAUAUUCUUCAGAAUCUUAUAAUAGCCUCUAUAAUUUUUGUAGUUUUACACAAGUACAUCCCAAUAUUAAGCUGUGCAUUUCUCUUUCUCUACUUAGCACAAGACAUUGACAACAUCUUGGGCUCCGGAAUCGCCUCAAAUUUCCAUCCUCAGUGA